AUGUUUUCCGAUAUAGAUAGAAAGAAAGCAAAUAAAGUUAGAACGAUUACCUCGAUUUUACAAAAAACACCUGUUGAUGCACUUAGAAAAUGUGCAGUUACAGAGUUUGGUUUUGUUAAUAAUAUUCAAAGAUCUGCUGUUUGGCCAAUAUUGAUUGAUGUAGACAAACAAGAUGAAAAGAGAUAUCAUAGAAAUAUGGAUCGUGAACAUAGAGAUAUAGAUCAAGUUGCAAAAGAUGUAGAUAGGUCAAUGUGGAGAUUCACAAGGGGAAAGUCAAAGUUAAGAAAUACAAAGAGAGAAGAGUUGACACGUAUUAUCAAUGCAAUUUUAGCAUCACAUCCACAGUUACAUUACUUCCAAGGAUAUCAUGAAAUCGGUAGUAUAUUGUUGUUAGUCACCAAUGAACCAACAUCGUUCCGACUUCUCGAGAGGCUGAGUCUGAAUCAUAUCUCUGAUUGUAUGAAACCUUCAUUCGCAGAGGUAUCAAAGAUACUCAAUUUACUAUUCCCAUUAUUAUUAUUAAUGGAUAAAGAUGUAUAUCGAUUUUUAAUUGAUUCAAAUGUACAACCUAUGUUUGCAAUAAGUUGGAUCAUCACUUGGUUUUCACAUAAUUUCGAAGAGUUGGAGCCGACUGCUAGAUUGUUUGACUAUUUCCUUUCGACUCAUCCACUUGCACCAUUAUAUUUUUCGGCAGUUGUAGAUGAUCUAUUGAAGUUACCUUGUGCAUAUGAUACAGUUCACAACUAUUUUACUAAUCUACCAGAGGAAUUACCAUUGGAUCACUUGAUAAAACAAACACAAUCACUACUCGUAAAGAUACCACCAAAGAAAUUACAAGAUGAAGCAAAAAUACAAUUAGAUAAAGAUUCACCAAUGACAAAUUAUCCAUUCUCUUGGAUGACAAAAGGAAAGAGUCAAUUACAAAAGCCAACAAUAUUUAAACUAUCAUUCUUCUUGGUGUUUGGAACCAUUUGUAUAUUAAGUUUGUCAGUGUUCAUUCAGUUAAUGAAACAAUCCAACAGUGCCAUUGCCUAUGGUGAUCUCACCAACUACCUCAAAUCCAUCAAUCAACCAAUUUUUAAACAUGCAAGCAGUCUAUACUCUGGAUUAAGAUCACUUGUAAAGCAUUAUAUUGGAUAUUAA
This is a messenger RNA of Heterostelium album PN500, 1143 nucleotides long. Its product is annotated as TBC domain-containing protein. Gene Ontology annotation, cellular component: endoplasmic reticulum membrane. The transcript is spliced from 7 exons. The record is from RefSeq and is a predicted model, not a curated record. Gene Ontology annotation, molecular function: GTPase activator activity. Gene Ontology annotation, biological process: endoplasmic reticulum to Golgi vesicle-mediated transport; positive regulation of GTPase activity. Bases 1 to 1143 code for a protein of 380 amino acids. NCBI's taxonomy places the organism in Eukaryota, Evosea, Eumycetozoa, Acytosteliales, Acytosteliaceae.